Brassicogethes aeneus is the source of this 1986-nucleotide messenger RNA. NCBI's taxonomy places the organism in Eukaryota, Metazoa, Arthropoda, Insecta, Coleoptera, Nitidulidae. The record is from the annotation of a GenBank genome assembly.
AUGCAGUACUGUUUCUCUUUGGAAAGCGUGGAACAAGUCUACGUGACCAUUUUCCCGGAUUUUGAGUAUGCGGAUACGGAUACGUUUGAAAAUGAAAUCGCGGAGUUUUACUCUUAUUCGGAAGUUAUGGAGUUUCGGGAGUACCUGGAGUUAUACGAUAAGGAAGUGGGAGAAUCGUGGAAAAAUAUGGACGAAGAUCGAAGAAAAUCUUGUGUUAUGAAAAUUUUGAACAAUCUGGAUUUAAAUGAUGCUGCGGUGAGAUUAAAUAACGCUAAAAUUAUUUUGUAUAUUGCGCAAGGGUGUUGGAAUGAAGUCGAUUGUGUGGAGGAGCAGAUUUUUUGGCAGAGAAAAAAUUGCUUUUUGCUGCAGAAAUUGGGGGUUUUUAAUGCUUUUGUGGAGCUUUUUGAGAUACAGUCAAAAAAUGGAAAUAAAGAUUUAUAUGGUAAUAUGCAAGAUUCUACGGGUUUUAGAGUUAUAUUUGGGGUUAUGUUCACUAUUAUUGAAGUUGUAAGAGAGGAAAAAAAUAGUGAGGAUUUGGAAUACAAAGAUGACGUGGAAGAUUUUUUAAACGAAAUUGAUAGCAUAGGCACUAACUUGAUCACAAAGUUAAUAGUCUGUUGUACUUCAUAUAAUUGUUACUUUAAAUCCGAAGUACCGCUAAAGAAAACAUUGCUGGUUCUAUGGAAGUUUAUUUUGCUUUUUCUUGGAAAUACAGACGAUAUAAAUAAAUCUAAAAAGAUGAAAAUGGAGGAAAAUGGAUUAAAAUAUAUGGAAAGCAGUGAAGAAGUUUUAGAAAAGCAUAAAUACAAAGAGAAAAUCCUAUGGGAACCAAAAGUACACCAGGAGGAAAUAGAAAAAUACAUUAACUGUUCUAGAUUCAAAUACUUUAACUUUACUUUGCUUAACGAUCAGGAUACUUUGGUUGGUUUACCACCAAACAUAAUUGAAAGCAUUAAAACAAUGAAAAAACAUGCCUACAUCCCACUAACAAAAAUCCACAUCAAGGAAGAAAUGGAGUCCACAAAAACGGACUUGGUCUAUGAGGCUAUGUUGCCACAUUUCCGUGAACUAACCUACCUAUUCUCGAAUCUUCUAAAAUGCAUUGUGACUGACUCAGAUGUGAAUAUCCAAAACGAAACCAUGCCUGUGUGCGUUGUGAUGCGUCCAGUGUACAUUCAAGGCUUUGCAGUGAACAUAGCAAGACACAAGGAGAUAAUUCUGAAGGCGGUAUCUGGGUUAUCUCUUUUGCUUUUGCGGCAUUUUAAAACUAACCACGUAUAUCAAUUUGAAUGCAUGGCCAUGAAUAUGAUGAUGGUGGGAUUUAUAAACAAUAUUUUCAUGUAUUUGAGGAACGAUAUCGAGACUUUGAUGCAGACUAAUUAUUUUAUCAAGCGGUUGGAAUUUCCGUACUGUAUCAUUGGUGGACCACCGAAAUACGAUUCCAAUACGACUGUGGGGUGUUCAUAUUUAUACUAUUCUUGGAGGAAUAUGUUUGUUUGCACGAAUUUAUUAAGGAUACAGAAUAAAAUAACGAAGAAUAAACCCAUGAGGAUACAUUUAUUGCUGCAAACGGGGUUAAAGAGUCUUCAAAAUGUUUUGGAAAUUAAAAACCCUUUAAUAGAGUUAUAUACUUUGAAACUUAUCAAAAUGGUGGCAAAAUAUAUGGGAAAAAAAUGGCGCUUAAGUAAUCUAAAGACAAUCAGUAAAAUUUACAAUAAGGUCCGUCACAAAAUUUGUGAUAAUUGGUUAUAUUUAACCGACUUCGAUAUAAAAAACAAACUUGAUAAAAAUGCAAGCGAAUUUAAAUUACAACAAGAAAUAGAUAAAUACAACAUGCAAUUCUACGCGUUAGGUGAUGUGGAAACUUCCAAAAGAUCCCUAAAUUUUAUCACCAAAGAUUUUGAAAAAAAAUACGAAGAAUUUUUAAAAACUGAAGUUUACGAAAAUACUUAUGAUUGGAACGAAAUUUUAGGCGGUUAUCUUUGA